UAUAUUAACCAUCUUGCCUCUUGAACAAAUCACUGUCCUCCAUUUGACACAUUAUGGCCACACCAGCAUCCAUCACCAAUGUCACUGUGGAGUUCCUUCAAUUCCCCGCGGUGGUGACACCUCCUGCCUCUACCAAAUCCUAUUUCCUUGGUGGCGCAGGGGUGAGAGGGUUGAAUAUUGAAGAAGAAUUUGUAAAGUUCACGGGAAUAGGUGUUUAUUUGGAAGACAAGGCCGUGUCAUCACUCGGUGCCAAAUGGAAGGGCAAAAGUGCAGCUGAAUUGCUGGACUCACUUGACUUCUACAGAGAUAUCAUCAAAGGUCCGUUUGAGAAGUUAAUUCGAGGGUCAAAGUUAAGAACAUUGGAUGGUCGUGAAUACGUAAGGAAGGUGUCAGAGAACUGUGUGGCCCAUAUGGAAUCCGUUGGGACUUACAGUGAAGCAGAAGAAAAAGCUAUUGAGGAAUUUAGAAAUGCUUUCAAGGAUCAAAAUUUCCCACCAGGCUCCACUGUUUUCUACAAACAAUCACCCACUGGAACAUUGGGGCUUAGUUUCUCGAAAGAUGAGACAAUACCAGAACAUGAGCAUGCAGUGAUAGACAACAAACCACUCUCGGAGGCCGUUCUGGAGACUAUGAUCGGAGAGAUUCCUGUUUCCCCUGCUUUAAAAGAGAGUUUGGCUACAAGGUUUCACCAGUUUUUCAAAGAGUUAGAGGCCAAUCCCAACAAUGAAAACUGAGAACAAUCUUUAGGGGACAUUGGAAACAGGAACAACAAAAAAAUCCCCACUUUGUUUGAAUUUGUACCCCAUUUAAUAAAUGAGCAAACCAGUUAGAUAAUAAAAUUUAUAAAUUAGAAAAUAAUAUUAUUUCUUAUAAAUA
Messenger RNA from Glycine soja, 876 nucleotides. Its product is annotated as chalcone--flavonone isomerase 1B-2. Gene Ontology annotation, molecular function: chalcone isomerase activity. The record is from RefSeq and is a predicted model, not a curated record. Bases 54 to 734 code for a protein of 226 amino acids. Gene Ontology annotation, biological process: flavonoid biosynthetic process. NCBI's taxonomy places the organism in Eukaryota, Viridiplantae, Streptophyta, Magnoliopsida, Fabales, Fabaceae. The transcript has 4 exons.